This is a messenger RNA of Histoplasma mississippiense, 447 nucleotides long. RefSeq lists its product with no specific name. Bases 1 to 447 code for a protein of 148 amino acids. The transcript is spliced from 3 exons. The record is from RefSeq and is a predicted model, not a curated record. Lineage: Eukaryota; Fungi; Ascomycota; Eurotiomycetes; Onygenales; Ajellomycetaceae.
AUGGAGCACAUGUUCAUUGCGCCUGCUGAGGUGAAGAAACAGUGUCUCAUUCAGAUGUUGGAGUUGGCAUUCUGGCAGAUGCGUGUGAUGAGUAACAUUCAUCUCAAGCUGGAUGCACUGAGAGAUUUGGUUCUAUGCCAUGCGCCGUUAUCCCUCAAAGACAAGCUACGUGCAAGCACAGACAAGACAGUCCGUUUCCCUUCCUCGCUCAUGUGCACGACGAUGUGGUGUCGGGGAUGGACACCGUCAUCACAUCCUUCGUCCGCCGCUGCAUUAACUUCGUCUUCUUUGACAAUGUUUCGAAGUUUCCAUGUCGUCACUCAGCUGAUGGAGCUGGAUCAGGACAUGGCGGAUGAAAAAUGCAGUGCUCUGGUACCUCCCGACGCUGAUCCACUCGGGCCCCGGGACUCGGAUCCGAAGCGGAUAGACAUGGAGAUCACGGCCUAG